GCAUUGGAUUUUCCGAGAGAAUCGCACGCGCAUUCACUAUCCCACCCCGCGAGGACGUGUAGGCGCGUAGAGUGCGUCCCUUCAGUUACAUGCUAUCCCGACGCCGGGAUGCAUACCCACGUCGCGCUGGGCAUCCACAGGGAAUGACGGAAGUGUGUUACUAGGCCGAGUGGCACGUGAUAUACUACUCUCUCUCUCUCUCUCUCUCUCUCUCUCUUCUCUCGGUGUGGCGCUAUCCUUCGACGACGUCAUGCCCGGCGUCGACGUUCUUCGGCGGCUGCGUCUAACACGCGAUGAUGAUAUCGCGCGAUAAUUACCCCUUCUGUUAUCGCGAGGAAUGAGCUUUAGCGUGAGAGAAGAGCGUGUAUAAUCUUGCGUGAGAAGACGAGAUUGUUUUUUUAUCCUAGUUUCUCUUACGCUUGCUUCGACGUUCCCUAAUCCCGUUCCGGGAUUGAUCCAUUCUGGGGGCUGAUGGGGUGUCGUAUAUUUUAUACCGAGGGUGUGUAAAACAUAGGCGUACAGCCGUUGAAGUUGGAAGAAUCCGUUCUGCAAGAUAUUUUAGUGGCAGCUUAAAGCGAUCAUGAAUAAACGGCGGUCUUUAGAUGGAGGAACGCAGGAGUACCCUUUACCUAUCCCGGUUCAGAUGUUCCUUUGGCGUUCUAUAAGGCCAUUUAUUCGAGCUAAGUUAGGAAAACUUCACGAAGCAUCUUGCACGUUCUGUCAACAUGCGCCAGGCCAUCAUGAAAUGAAAGAAGCAUGCACGUGCCUCGAAAGAGUUUUAGUGCAGGAUCUUCACAAUGAUCUGACGCCUUCGUUGAGCGAGAUAUUGAGGAGUGUUCCACGAUGGCGUUUAAUUCAAGCCGCUCUUCCUUACGUUCUUCAUGCUACGGCCAGUCUUUUGCAUAAUAGGAAGGAUUUUCAGACACUUGGCACAAUGGAAACAACUCUUCUUUACAUUCUUCAUUGGAUACUCUUGGAUUCAGCUGAAGAAUGCGCCGAGAAUGAAGCCGAUCAAUCAAAUCCUUUUUACUUGUUUCCAAUACCUACCAUGACUCUCUUCAUCUAUCUGUUUGCACCUCUGUGCAAUCAUUUAAAGGACAUCGACUUCAAGACGAAUUUACGAUUAGAAAACGGCCUAAAAAUAUGGUCCGCCAUGUACGAAUGCCGACAUCCGGAUGCAUCUUGCUUUACAUCACAUUGCCGUGCCAAACCACGUCUUUAUUGGAGCCAAUCUUUUAAAUCUGCCAAGCAUCACAUGUUGUCGGAUGACGUUUUUGUUGGAGGAAAUGUCGAAAGUCCACCUAGUCAAUCGGUUUCGGAUCAAAGUGCUCCAUUGCCUUCAAAGACAAUCGAUGAAGAUCAACAGAGUACUUGGUUGUCGUCACCGAAAGACACGGUCUUUCCGGAAACGAUUCCCGAGGAAAGUUCUGGCGCGGAAGAUGAGCACGUGGUAAUAUUCAGAUUACCAUCUUUGAGUGAGUCGGAGAGAAUGCUUGACGGGGUAAAAGAAGUUUCUACCAUAUUCGCAGGCGAGGCCAGCAUCUUCCAUGUCGCGAUGGGCAGGACAACCAGUUCCUCGAGAUCGCUCACGAUAGAACAGGUCACGGCAAUUUCCGGAUUGGAGACGUGCAAGCAGUAUCAUGAAAAAGCUACGAAAACCGGAGCUGUGGACAAAGAGAGAGAAGAGAAAAUUUUUAAGACAGAGAAAGAGACACAACAAGAAUCUUCGAAGUCACGCGGAAGUUUCUCGACACAACGUCAACCCGUUGAUGCAACGAUCACUGAACACACCACCGGCUCUACAACCAUCGAUUCGGACGUUCGCGCGGCAACUUUUCUGGACGUGGCUACUUUGAGAUGUCUGUUCGUUUCCCAAUGGCAGGAGGAAGGCGUUUACUGGGCUCUUCAAUUUUUAUAUUAUCGACUACGAAGAAUCAACGAAGAAACUUCAGUGCAACAGAUUCCACGUCGCCGCAGCAACUCUUUGCCUAUACCGAAAAUUGAAGUCUCGAUUUAUCAAAGCCCUGAAAGUAAAAAGAAGGAUGUAUUGAAGGAUUUUAUAGAGAUACCGGAUACACGCGAUACCUCUCUGGUGACAACUCCCGAAGGCGACUCGAGACAUACAAGACGCGCCAGCGAGAAAACGAAGAAACGCAUGAAAAUGGCCGAUCUCAAGGCUUUCGUAGAAACAAAACUGCUCUCGAAAUCGGAAAAGGCACUUGAGAAGAUUGGUCAAGAAGAAACUAAGAUGUUGUUUGAGCAGGAACAUCAUACAAGUCUCGAUACUGGAGAUGAUCAUCUGACGAGACCAACAUCGACCGGUUCAAAGAUUUUUGAGGCAAAGGAUGUCGAUUACAUAAAGCAUCCCACAAAUCUAAUUAAAGGAAAGAGUAUGCCGAGCUUAAGCUGCUUGAUUAACGAGCUGACCGCGGGAGGGUACAUCGGUGAUACUCGCAUCGAGAGAAAACAGAGUCGGUUUUAUAGUCAAUCCUACACCGCACCGAAUCCUAUCAUCACCGUCACGGAACACACGCCAACUCCAUCCCCUGAUUACAUGAAACGUCAGGGAUCCAUCGACAGUCAAUUAGAUGUCAUCAGUGUCCAAGGUCCUCGUUUGUGUUCCGAGAGGAAACCCAGUCUCACAAGAUCACAGACGGAUUCUAACAUUACUUACAUGAGCGAUGAAGUGCCGGAAGCUCCCGGCUCUGCGUGUUACAUCACUAAAGAGGGUGACGUUGAUCUUCAAGUUGUUUUGAAGGCAAUACAUUUCGUUGCUCUGCGAGAUAAUACUUCCUGCACAUCGCGAGUCUGCGAGAUUAUGUUGAACUUAAUGGAACUUUUAAUGGACAUGGGAGUGAUGAAGCAUUGUCUAAGAGAAGAAGCCGCCGGUAGUAAUGCAGGAUCUGGUACCGGAAUGGAUAACAAGUCGGAAACAGAAAAACAGGAUUCGCCAACAGAGUUACAUCAGGAACAUAGGCAGGAUUCAAGCAGCAAGGGCAAGCCGACUGCUCAUAAUCUCCUUAUGAACUGCGUGAUCAGGGUGUUGAAACAUCUGGGCUGUCCACAUGGUUGCGUAGAGGGGGUUCGUGGACCUCAGGCCGAUAUCUGUCGCUCCCAGGGUCAGACCAUCCUGACAAAAUUGCAUCGCGCGAGUUCUCGUCAAUUUUCGCGAUUCUUACGAACGAUGAUACGAGAACAACCGCUGACAGAAAUUCUAGAUUUCUUUCACGCGUACGUCGGAUACUGUGUAGAUCCGAGUUCGUUGUUAUCGCCGCUUAAUCAGAAGCGGAUAUCGGGUAAAUCGCCUGACGUGGCCACCCAAAGUGGAUACGCGACGAAUUUCGGCGCUGGUAUGAUCGGUUCUGGGACCGGAGGAAGCGGAACUUCGGGCGGAAGUGGCGGAAACGUCGCGACGGCAAGCGGUGUCGCGAUGUUGUACAACGCCGGCGGUUACGGGGCGCGAGGUAUCGAAGGACAGAUCAUGGCUUGCGUUUUCAAAGCUUUGGUUACGCGCCUUGUCGGUUCCAUAAAGCAGCUAAAAACGCAAGAGAAUAUCAGUCUUUAUUGCGACGUACGACAAUUGAUGACGUAUGUCAAGGAGGCGCACGGUGGUAUUUUCCGAAGGGUUGCACUAAGUGGUAUCCUGGACUCUGCCGAUCGACCGAAUAAACGAUGUAAUAGCAACGUGCAGACAACACGUGUUAUAAGACACAUCCAUCAAUCGGAUUUAGAGGAACACGCGGAUAUCGGAGGAGACACGUGUUACACGGUUGAUGAUAGAGGCACGCGAAAGUUUCUCUUCAAGAAAAAAAGUACAUCGUCCACUUGCGCUGCGGGAUCGAAUUUGCAGAGUCUCCUCGAGACGGAAUUAAGCGAGGAGAACGUGAAGAUCAGUCAAAGUCCAUUAGGUAAUCUGCGCAAGAAGCAUCACAUGUUGACACCCAGGCAGAGCGAACGUAAUUUAGGUGUCGGGGAGCCUUCCCUGGGGUCGCGGAAGUCGACGCGGUUUCAAAUUGGCGGUAUCGUUAAUUGGUUCCGGAAGGAGUACAGUCGGACCGAUUCUACCGAUAGCCAUGAAAGUAGCGAGUCGCCCACAGACGGUAGCUUUGUUAGGCAACCCAGCUUCCAUUACGGCCAUCAUCGCAGCGCAUCGCGAAGUCGCGGGGUCGGAGUAACCCUGCAAAAGGCGAAACGUCGGAUGGAGGAUCAAUUAAAUAAAAUCGGUUUCGGGAAGAGCAAGAAAAAAGAAAGCAUGGAAGAGACUCCGGGAAACUACUUUAGCCGAAGAAAUUCCAUGGAGCUCGGAGAAGCCUGUAGAGAAUCCGAGUUUGUUGUACUAAAGGAGAGGAGAUUAGUACCACGUAUCGCGGUAUUUGAAGGAAUGUUACGAUUCUCCUUUCUCCUAGAAACUUGUCAACCAGGCUCUGUCCCCGAUCCACACUUGAUGGCGUCGCUUCUGGACCUUCCAUAUGCGCCAGUGGUAUCUCGCGCUUGCUUGAUACUGGAAUGCGCGCAUUUGGUGCAUCAAUGCAAUAAGGGCCACUGGCCAACGUGGAUGAAGCAUAAUUUUCCCAUGUUCCGAUCGUCUGUGCCGAUAAAUAGUCGAAAUGCCUCCACCGCACUUAGACGCGUUCAUAUAUUACAGCGCACUGCGGGAAAAUUAUUUUAUCAAUGGGCAGAGGCUAUAGGAGCUCGUUUGGAAGAAUUCUUAGUUGAAGAUAAGCAAAAUAUGGAGCAAGUAACCAACAUAGUAUCUGAUGAGAGCAAACAAAGGGAUUUAAUUCUGGAAGAUGAAGAGGAAGAUUUUCUUGAUGAUGCUAGUAUAAAUAAUUAUGGAUCCCAAUGUCCCUUCGCAUUGCGUCUCGUUGCUUGUGUUUUGCUACUGGAAGUGACGGCGUUUCUGAGAGAGACUUAUCAAACUUUGCCAAAAUCGAGUAAACUUUUAACAAAAGAACGUCCUCCGCCAUGGGAAAGAAUGUACAGUCGAGAAGCGAAUCGACGUUGGAGUGUGGCUUUGUCGUCAAUGGGUCAUUCACAGGCAUCUGCACAAAGUCUUCAAUCUAUAACUUGUGAUCGUGAAGUCAUCGCGGAACGCAAAAUCAGUUUUGUUCUCUAUGAGCCUGACAAUGAGUCUGAGGGGAGUAGCAAAUCGACUGUUACUAUUCAAGGCGAAGAAGUGCAGAAUAUUGAGAAGGAGAAAGCAAAAAGAAUACCUCAGGCACCUCAAACUAGACCAUUCCUUCUUCGUCGCAGCACUGCCGGAGCUGCAACUGGCUCGUUCAAAAAGAGAAGCCUUAAACUUCGUCGCAAUACUAAAGAAGGCAAGGAUACAGAAUGCGAGGCGUAUACAGUAAAACGCACAGAUUCGAUUCAAUCCAAGAGAAAAGUAAGCUCGCUUUCUGACAGAAGUGACACGUCCGAACCCGGUGUCGGUGGCGAAGUCAGUGGCGACGAAUCGCCAGGCAUACUUAGCGAUGAUCAGCCACCGGAAAGUCCAAGUGACAGCAACGAGACCGACGAGACCAAUAAAAAUUUCCCGUGGAUGAAGGUGCUUGUGCAGUUUUCCAAUUCCUUCAAUUUCUAUUGCUCCCAUCAGAAUUUCUGCCAUCCUUUCUGUCAUCGACGACAAAUGCGCGCUAGCAGCAGGUUGAUAAAGUCAGUGAGGAAGAUCUAUGGAGAGGAAUUUGGAAUACUAAACGGUACAGGUUUAUUAGACAUUGAUACCGAUAAGAAGGAUGAUGGCAGGAAGAAACGCAGUCGUAAAGUGUCUGAUCAGACUAGCACACAAGUGUCGCCCAUUCGAAGGAAAGACAGCGUGGGACGCAAGUACAAAGUAGAAAAAAAUCUGGAUGGUUCUCAAUCUGGUCGAUUAACUCAAAGGGAUUCCUCCAAGGAUCUCGCAGAACAAGAUUCUGAAAGAGGCAAAGAAACCCUGAGGAGAACCAUAUCGAAGCAUGAUAUUGAAGAAGAUAAAGAGCCACCGAUAAUCUUGAAAUAUAUAAAAACUCAAGUGAAGGAUGCUUUUCACGCACCUUUGGCUACUUUAAUUAAAGGCGCAGUCGUUAUGACGGAAGAUUUGUUCGUGGAAGUGCUGCCUGUUGCGUGGGAGCUCCUAUUAGAAUCUAAUCAAGAAGUCGCCGCAUCGGCUGCAGCGCUUUUUAUAGUAUCGGCCGUGCGAGCGCCAAUUCAGGCCAGUGAUCUAAUGCACAAAGGUCUUCAGCACAACAGUACCAGUGUGCGCAUCAACGCCAUUUUGCGAUUUCAAGUUCUGUGGAAAUUACGAUACCAGGUGUGGCCGCGGAUGGAAGAGGCAGCUCAUUUAACUUUUAAAGUUCCUCCGCCAGGAAUAGAAUUUACUCUGCCGUCGCCGAAGAUCGGAAUAGAAUCCUUACCGGUGGUCGAUCCGCCCUGGAUGCCCCAGGUGAAAACCAAGGUGGAGGAAGUCACUAUCAAUCAAGAACAUCAUAGAUCUUUAGUAACCGCAACGAAAACACGAAAGAAACAGCAGACAGAACUAAUAACGAAGGCUCUUCAGGCGCAAGACGACAAGAAGAGGGAAGAAAGAGAAAAUUUUCUUAUUACGACAAUACCGAUUACCGUUCAAGCUGCUUACGAGCCCAGUCCAGUUGGAGAUGAUCAUGAUGAAGGUAAUGUAGGAGAUGAAGACGCAGCUGAGACUGUUCCAAGGAAUACUCAAUUGCAUCACGGUCAAUCAGCCCUCUCAUUAUUUCCUUCGUCAUUGUGUUCAGCGAUCGUCCAAAUCAUCAAUCUUCUGGACGAUCCAGCAGUUUCCGAUGAUGGAAACGCAGUGUACGAAGUGGCAUAUCAGGUAAUCUGGAGUUGCUUAGUGGAAGAUAGCGCUUUGUUCCUUCGAUAUGUAUUGGAGCGUCUCACGAGGGAGAAGCAAGAGUUGAUGUUCAAGAUUUUGAGACAUCUUAUCAGAUUCGUGCCCAAAUUGCCGCAACAGGCUGCAUUUGCGCUAUACAAUUAUAUCAUUGGAUAUGUCAUGUUCUACGUUCGUACUCCGCAUGAGGAGGGCCAAAAGUUGAUUGGAACUGCGUUGUCAAUUCUGUGGAUGGUGGUGCACAGUGUACACGGCAUUAUGUUUAAAGAUCUAAAGCAGAUUCUGAGGAAGGAACAAUGCGAUGCGUCAAUUCUGCUUACAGCGAAUGUCCCAUCUGCAAAAAAGAUUAUCGUUCACGGCCCACAGGAUCCCGAUGCCGGCGAAAUUCCCUCGCAGUUUCCAGUCCAAGAAGACACGCAAUUUUGCCAGAUACUUCGAGAGUCCUUGGACUUUUUCGGUAUCGAAGAAUCAAAGCAUCACGAAUAUUUUCUCGUAGAUUAUAAAACACAUCAAAUACACAAUCCAUCGUCGUACGUUAGAGACUAUUAUUUCUUCAAAAGAUCUCAAUUCCCGCAAAUCGAACUCGUUCACAUGAAGCCGGAGGAUGCGUUCAAUGCGUUGCAGCGGCAAGAAUUGAUGCACAAAUUUGUAGAAAUAGGGAAAGUGCUAUUAACCUGGGCAAUCCUGAAGAAUGUUGAUAUGGUAGUGCAAAGGGUUGUGUUUCUUCACGAAGAGCUCAUGAAGCUACCAUCAUUUCCACGAAAAGCACUGGAAGCAGAUUUGGAUUUGUACAAAGGUGGCGAAAUUGGAAGAGAGCUCCUUGGGCUGGACGUGAUGCAUAAGUUUAUGUGGGUCAGACUGAUUGCACGCAUGUUUGAAGCCAUGGCAGGCAACUUCGCAUAUUCCGGUGAUAUACAUCUCUUUCUGAACGUUCUGAAUGGCGCCGUAAUUCUACACAGCGAGGAUUCCUGCAUUCUACGUUAUGUCGUAGCGACCUACAUAAACGCGGCGCACAAUUUCAAAAAUAUCUUCUCGACGAAUGGGUAUUUGUUAAUCAUGCCGACUUUGCUACAAUUAUACUCAACGCAUCAAACAAACAAACUCGUAACGACUACUGUUGAAUACGCCGUCAAACAGUUUUAUCUCAUGAAUCGUAAGCCGUUCAUUCUACAGAUGUUUGGCAGCGUUUCCACCAUAUUAGACACGGAUAUGAUCAGCGUUCACGGCGAGGCUCACAAGGUUCCCUCUACGUGCUUGUUUAAUUUAUUACUGAGUUUGGAAACUCCAUCGCCGGAUCCACUCAAUAUAGGAGAAUUAGUGAAAGAAGAGAAGCCUUUGAAAGCGAUAGACUUUUGUUAUCAUGACGAAAAUGAAAUGGUCGACGUGCUCGAUUGUAUAUCUCUCUGUGUAAUGGUGAUAGCUUAUGCACCUGACUCGAUCAGAGGCCAACAGAUGCUCACAAUAUUGGAAGCAAUACUACCAUGCUAUGUUCAACAAAUCCAAUUACCCACGUACAAUAAAGAAGGCAAAACAGAAAAGGAAAUAAUAAAUCAAUUAGCGAUUGCAGUAAGGACAUUAGUGAACAAUUCCGAAGCAUUGACAAAAUAUUACAACGGUCCACAAAAGUCGAGUCCUGAACAUAAAGGGUCUAGCCAAAGAAACUACGGUAAAGGUCCGUAUUCACCUGGUUUCGAUUUCGAAGAGGAUACUCAUACGAAAUAUAUGGAACAUUCGAAAGCUCGGCAUUUUUAUGAUCGAGAUGAAGAUUUCCAUAAGAACGAGUUUAGAAGGCCGCGCGAUACUUUAUUAAAUAUGGUUGGGGAUUUUGUGGCUCGUUGUUCUGUUCGUUUGGUAGAGCUUAAUAAAAAAUCUCAGGAUGGAAAAACCAUUGAGUUGUUGGAUUCCAAAUGUCAUGUGCGUUUAGCCGAUAUCGCUCAUAGCCUUCUAAAAAUCUCUCCGUACGAUCCGAUUACUAUGGCUUGCCGUGGUCUCAAACGAUACAUGAACGAUAUUCUUCCUUCCACCGAGUGGACGGCUGACGAAAUGAGACCAGCAUUAACACUCAUUCUCAGAAGAUUGGAUAAAACUUUCAGUAAAAUACAUAAGAAACCAUCGAUUAGAAGAAAUACUGAUUGGGUUGCUGCUAGCAAUCUUUUGAAAGGAGUUUACGAAACUCUUUUAAGAUGUCCGUAUAUCGCGCACUUUCAGUAUUUGAAGACUCUGUUAACUACUUGUCAGGCUUUAAUUGUUGGAGACAAUUUGUCCGAAGACUUGACUUCAGCUUCCACAGCUGCUUUAUUGAGCAAACUACCUGCUCCACUUCCGCCCCCGCAUUUCUGCUCGUCGGUAUUACGUCUAAUUGCUCUACAUGUAAUAUCAUUCGGCGAAGGAUAUUCUUUGGAAAACGUUCUCGGUGGUCAGAAUAUGUUUGCUACUCAAACUCGCACAGAGAAUGCGUUAUUAAAUUUGUUGAUACCAUUAUUUCUACGCGUUGGAACCGGGAGGAAAGACGUACCGAAACUGAAACAAUCAGACAUUUCUUUUGCUCUAACGACCGUAUUGAAUGCACUUUGGCCACCGGGUUCAAAACCGAUACCACUGACGAUGCAAAGACCACCGACGGAUACGAGAACUGGUAGUAUAACGUUCACUGCGAGAGAUCCGAAGGCUUUAACAAAAACAUCAUUAACAUUAUAUCAAGUCGCGUUCCUAGCACUUAAAAUAAUGACAAUAUGUUUCGAAACUGAACUGAGAACGGAAUGGCGGGUAAUUCUACGCGCGAUGCGUCUCCUGAACAAGCGUAACGAAGCUUCCACAUAUCUAUGGAAUUUUAUAGAAUUUAUCGUGACACAUCGGACGGCUUUGUACAUUCAAAUGCUUCCGUUCAUUGUUUAUAAGAUUGGACAAGCUCCAAUAUCUGAGCACGAAAGGAACAUGCAUACCAUCAUACGCGAGAAGAUCAACGGAAACAGUACUACCGUGCCAAAAUCGAGGGGCACGUUGCUGAUGGAUCUCAUUCACGAGUUAAAGAAUCUAAAGGAGGAAAUUGAAAAUCGAAGAUGCGAUGAGAUGCAACCGGAACCUAAGAGAAGCGUAGUCGAUAUGCAUCCAGUGACCGAAGGCCAACUGCGUACCCAAAGACCGUCUCUACUGAUGGACCUUCUGACCGGUGAUCUAGGAUCGAGAUCUCACAUGAAUCGUACACCGGCUGAGACACCAGUAUCUCAUUCCACAGCAGCUCAAUCUCAUUCGACUCAAUCCAAUACUAGUAGCACUGUUAAAACGCAACCCACUCAAGUAACAGCACCACCGAAUGGCACUCGCAUUGGUGGAUCCGUGUCGAGCACCAGCGCGGGAUCUGCCACUUUGCGUGAAGCCAGCGACACCAUUGCCGGAGAGAUCGGUGCCGAGCAGCCGCCGUCGACGACAGAUAGAUUCCAAUCAUCUUCUACUAGCGAUGAACGUAACCAUGUUAAGCUUCAUUCUAUCUUACCUCACCAAAAGGCGCCAAAGCUGCGCUUUGUCUCUUCUGUAGAGUUUAGAAACUCAUCAGGAGAGACGGUGACGGGCCAGCUAAGUCCAAGCAGUCCGACCGAGGACAGUUCCGGAGAAUUACGUAUCGACAGGCCUCGCUUACAACGUUCUAUGGGUCAAAGCAAGAAGACUUUCCGCUUAAGAAAAAGUCGAAAGAGUCAUAUUGAGACGACACAGAAAUUGGAACAGGCGGACGCGACUAUCGCGGAACAGUCAACGAGUCAACCGAAGACGACAAUGCAGGCCGCAUCGGCAAUGGACCUGCCAUCGUCUAACAUCCCGUCUAACUCCUCGUCCAUUCGUUCCAGACGAAGUCAAUCUGUUCGCAGAUCAGACGGAGACAAAAACUCCAAUGUGCUCGCAGACCAACAACAAUUUCACGGAGCGGCGCAUCAGCAUCAUCACUGUCACUAUUUUCAUCAUCACGUACAUCCUCAGAUGUCAGAUGUAUCUUGGGACGAAGACACAUCCAGCACUUCCGGAUAUCGCGAGUCGUACAGUAUGCAGAUUGUGUCACUGGAUGGUACCAAUGCUCGUUCAGGUCAGGCGCCGCCUUUGGCGUCGCCGGAUCUAAAUGACAUGCCAUCCACAAGCAGUACAACCACCAAUUACAUAGCCUUCGAUGGCAGUUCUCCGGAUUGCUCGUUUAAUGGAAGUGGAGGCGAGAAGACCACUCUAUUAAGCCAGAGAACGACUUCUCAGCAUUCCUUACUGAUUUUCCCAAAUCAGGAUGAAGAUACGUUGAUAUAAAUAUUAUAAAAUCCACUGACACUUGAUUGAGACUGAUAAUUCAAUAGAACCAACAUGAGGAACAAGAAUUUUAAAAUAACCAGUAAUUCAAGUUGAUGUUUAAAUGUCGGGGUUAAUAUGUGAAGGAUUAUGAGAUAAUCGAUGGCACUAUGAGGUCAUCAUGAGUCAUUGAAUUUAUUUGUUAAAUUUUAAAUCCUCUGCGACCUAUAGGAUGUGCAUGUCUUAUUAUGUAAUUUGGCAUCAAAAAUGUUUUUAAUACAAUUUACAUUGCUCUAUUACAAAUUGUAACCGUUAAGCAUAUUUGUCCCGAUAAUUAAACUUUGUGGAACAUAUAAGUUUUAUUAAUUUUUAGAAUAUUUGCGAGGUAGCUGCGGUAUAGUAUAUUUUGAAUAGAUAAUCUUUUAAUAAAAUCGUUAAACAGGCAAAGAGAUCAAAUGAAAAAUAAAAAUUCGUAAAAUUCAGCUCGUUUGAUCGUGUGCAUUUCGAUGCUUUUAAAGAGUUAGAGACUAGACGUUGUAGUGGGCCUAAUUGUUUAUAUGCUGCAAUUGUAUACAGGCAUAUUUGAAAUAAAAUAAUAUAUGAAUACA
Molecule: messenger RNA, 11715 nt
Organism: Pogonomyrmex barbatus (red harvester ant)
Lineage: Eukaryota; Metazoa; Arthropoda; Insecta; Hymenoptera; Formicidae
Gene: unc80
Product: unc80, NALCN channel complex subunit
Biological process (GO): monoatomic cation homeostasis
Cellular component (GO): axon; cation channel complex
Molecular function (GO): monoatomic cation channel activity
Source: RefSeq, a predicted model, not a curated record